Molecule: messenger RNA, 4113 nt
Organism: Durio zibethinus
Lineage: Eukaryota; Viridiplantae; Streptophyta; Magnoliopsida; Malvales; Malvaceae
Source: RefSeq, a predicted model, not a curated record
UAAAAAAAAGAAAAAGAAGGAAAGUCGAAGCUUUGAGUGUGUGGAAGAGAUUCUUUUGAUGGAAAACAGGAUAAAUUUUGAGUUGUAGCUGAUAAACUGAUUUUGUCCUAAACUGCAAGGUUAGUGUUAGAUAUUAAGGCCUGAUUCUUGGACUUCAAGGAAAAGAAGUGGGCUCAAUUCCUCAAAAAGAAACAUUUUUUGACGGGCUGUAGCCCACAGUUGGCCCGUGACCGCCGCUAGUAAAAUUAAUGUGAAAUGUCCCAGCUCUCAGAUCAAGUUAAACACUAGAUGCGAGUGCAACCUACUAGAAAUCCAUCUCAGUUUUAAUAAUAAAAAAUGACCUUUACUCAAUACCCAAAAUCUCAGUUGAACAUUCAACUGGAUUUGUCAAAUUCUCAGUCCAAACUUGACAUUACUUUCAAGCAAUGCCUCUUAUAAGAAUUCAAAACAUAACCAUAACCAGAGAAAUGGUACUAGCAGGCAGCAGAUAUUGAAUUGGUUGAAUUGGAAAGCAGCAAUUUAAGUAAGAUCAUCUGAUUCUAUUCUCAGACCAUAACCAUAACUUAUGAUUAGGUUUCUCCUAUUAGAGGUUUUAAUUUUCAUACUGAGAAAUAUUUCUCCUUCAAUAAAUUGGGAAAGUUGAAUUAACAAAAUGAAUGACGAGACUGUAGGAUAAUGGGGGCCUGGGGGAAAAGCGGUUUUCAUUUAUCUGUUUGUUGGACUUGGACCAGUUGCAAAGUGACAGUUGGAGGGUUAAAAUGGUUGGAAAAAAUGAUGGCUGCAUUUCAGUGUUGGGGCAGGCCAUUUCACUUUGCGCCACCAACCAAAACUACAUGAUUUAGAUGUAUUUUCAUAUUUUCACCCUUCACCAAACACAACAAUUCUUCCAUCUCUUUGGUAGUGGCACACCACAUCAUGUUCAGAGAGACUUCAAUACAUCAUCAGUUCUUCAUAAUUCAUGAACAUCAAAACUACUGCAGAAACGACGCGUCCGGACAGGUAAAUUGCGCGCCCGCUUAAGACGACACCUUUCAGGAACCUCCGAACCUCUCUAAGCUGCUGGCCUGAAACGAAGUCUGGCUUGACGGAGGUUGUUAAUAUUUUAUUUGCCUUACCAACACGAUUUUGGCUUCUGUUUAAUGCUUUUGUCUACGUUCCAAUUAUCCAGGUAGAGCUUUUUCACGUGUAGCAACUUCACUUUCAACAAGCUUCAGCUUGUAGCUGAAACACUGCUGCAGCCUGCAGGCACAUACCCAUUUCCCUUUUUUUUCUAUUUCUUUCCUUUUCUUCUCCAGAUUUAAUGUUUGCAGUGAGAAUUUUUAUUGUUUUAAACUUUGAUAAGGUCUAAUUGGGACCCUCAAUUGUAUGAAUUUGAAUAUGUAUCUUACUUUCUUUUAUGUUUCCUGUUGUGAAGAAUGAAAUAAAAGCUAUGAAGAUGGUUUGUAAAGAUUGUUGCUGUAUGGAGAGGCCAUCUAUGGUUAUUUGGUCCUCUUUUUUGUUGUUUCUUUUACUGCAAAUUGAAGGAUCUUUAUCAGCUUCCAAUUUUUUGAUUGGCCUUGGAAGCUAUGACAUAACGGGGCCUGCUGCUGAUGUUAAUAUGAUGGGUUAUGCAAAUAUGGAACAAAUUGCAUCCGGCAUUCAUUUUAGAUUGCGUGCUCGGGCCUUUAUUGUGGCUGAACCUCAAGGGAGCCGUGUAGUAUUUGUGAAUCUUGAUGCCUGUAUGGCCUCACAAAUUGUUACAAUUAAAGUACUUGAGCGAUUAAAAGCAAGGUAUGGCAAGCUUUACACACAGAAGAAUGUCGCCAUCAGUGGUAUACAUACUCAUGCUGGCCCCGGGGGAUAUCUCCAAUAUGUUGUGUAUUUAGUAACUUCUCUUGGAUUUGUAAGACAGUCCUUUGAUGUCAUUGUUAAUGGGAUUGAGAAAAGCAUUAUACAAGCUCAUGAAAAUCUCCGUCCAGGUUCUAUUUUGAUAAAUAAAGGGGAACUCUUGGAUGCUGGUAUAAAUCGUAGUCCGAGUGCUUAUCUGAAUAAUCCAGCAGAUGAACAGAGUAAAUACAAGUAUAAUGUUGAUAAAGAAAUGACACUGAUUAAGUUUGUUGAUGAAGAGUGGGGUCCCAUAGGUAGCUUCAACUGGUUUGCUACCCAUGGAACUUCUAUGAGUCGUACGAACUCAUUGAUUAGUGGAGACAACAAAGGUGCUGCAGCUCGAUUUAUGGAAGAUUGGUUCAAACAGACUGGUUUUAUGACAGAUUUUGAUAACCUGCCUGUCAAUAAAUCUGCAAGUGUUAGAAUCCCUCGAAGAGUUUCAAGCAUCAUCCCUAACCUUCAUGAUAAACGUAAUGAGUUGGUGGAACUUGCAGCUUCAUUCAAAUCUUCUCAGGGACAACCUGCUACAAGAUUUCUUAGUGUUGCAAGACGGGUCAGGAAUGCCUUAAGGCAGGCAGAUAGACCACAGUUUGUAUCGGCAUUCUGUCAAUCAAAUUGUGGUGAUGUCAGCCCAAAUACUCUUGGUGCAUUUUGCAUAGACACUGGACUGCCAUGUGAUUUCAAUCAUAGCACCUGCAAUGGGAAGAAUGAACAGUGCUAUGGCAGGGGUCCAGGGUACACUGUACAUGUCUAUCCUGAUGAAUUUAGGAGUACUGAGAUUAUUGGAAAACGGCAAUUUGAAAAGGCCAUGGACCUUUUUAAUAAAGCAACUGAAAAGUUGAAAGGAAAGGUUGGGUAUCAACAUGCCUAUCUGGAUUUCUCUAACCUUGAGGUUUCAGUACCUAAAGUGGGAGGAGGGAGUGAGCUGGUGAAAACAUGCCCAGCUGCCAUGGGAUUUGCUUUUGCUGCUGGAACAACAGAUGGUCCUGGAGCUUUUGAUUUCAUACAAGGAGAUGAUCAAGGGAAUGCCUUUUGGAGAUUGGUGAGGAACUUGCUGAAAACGCCAAAUCAGGAACAGAUCAAUUGUCAGAAACCUAAGCCUAUUUUGCUUGAUACUGGUGAAAUGAAGCAACCAUAUGACUGGGCACCCUCAAUACUUCCAGUUCAAAUUUUGCGGAUAGGGCAACUUGUCAUUCUCAGUUUACCUGCAGAAUUCACUACCAUGGCUGGCAGGCGCCUUCGAGAUGCUGUUAAGACAGUGCUUUCUUCUGGAGUCCAUAGGCAAUUUGACAACAACAUCCAUAUUGUCAUUGCAGGGCUGACAAAUACUUAUUCCCAAUAUGUUACGACUUUUGAGGAGUAUCAGGUUCAGAGAUAUGAGGGAGCCUCCACCCUAUAUGGUCCAUACACGCUUAAUGCCUACAUACAGGAGUUCAAGAAACUAGCAACAGCUCUUAUUAGUGGCGGAUCUGUUGAACCAGGCCCACAACCACCAGAUCUUCUAGACAAGCAGAUUAGCUUACUAACACCAGUUCUCCUGGAUGCAACCCCUCCUGCUGUGAAUUUCGGGGAUGUUAAAGAUGAUGUCCCUAAUUCCACCUUCAAGCGGGGUGAUGUGGUCUCAGUCACCUUCUGGUCUGCUUGUCCUAGGAAUGACCUCAUGACUGAGGGCACAUUUACAUUGGUUGAACUUCUCCAAGAUCAGAAGACAUGGAUCCCAACAUAUGAUGAUGAUGACUUUUGCUUACGGUUUAAGUGGUCAAGGCCUGCAAAACUAAGUCCUCUGAGCUAUGCAACCAUAGAGUGGAGGAUCCCAGAAUCAGUGAUCUCAGGUGUUUACAGGAUAACACAUUUUGGCGCUUCAAAAUCACUUUUUGGUUCAACUCGCCAUUUUACAGGUUCUUCUAGUGCCUUUGUAGUGGAAUAGCAAAGCGCGAAUGUCAUGUAAGCCAAGCAUAUAACUUGUUCAGUUACUAUUAUAAGAAUACAUAUAUUAGUUUUCUCCUACACAAGCACACAGUAUCAUAUAUUGGCUACAGCUAGGACGGCAUAGUACGGCCAGAGAUGGAAAUGAAAAGAAUUGUUCAGUUAUAUUUAUAUCACCCAGCCACAAUUGUAACACACCAAUUAUUGGGAACAUGCAUCAGUCUUGGUGUUUCUUUGCUGUUACUAUGCAGUUGUCAUGCUUGUGAACCUGGUAGUUUCCCACAUUGGUAUGUAUAUUUUAUAUUUGGCCUUUCCUAAAUU